Messenger RNA from Knipowitschia caucasica, 1914 nucleotides. Lineage: Eukaryota; Metazoa; Chordata; Actinopteri; Gobiiformes; Gobiidae. The record is from the annotation of a GenBank genome assembly.
AUGGCAGAGGAUGAACUUGCCGCUUUUAGGGAGCACUGGAGACAGGAAUUGACCAGUGAGAAGGAAAAACAUGACAUUGUCCAGCCUGGUUCAGCCGGGGACUUCAGACUAAAAGACUCAAAAAAGCGCUAUUUUGAAGAGAAUGAUGAUCACGCUAAAGUAAAGGAAGAUAUCAAGCCUGAAUAUGAGGAUCAGCCUGGGUAUGUUUCCAUCGCGAGCAGUUUACUGGAUGGACGAACGAGCCCCCUGCUGGAUAGAAUAGAGGAGGAGAGGGUUAAAAGGAAAAAACAAAGUGAGAGUUUGACAGGCACAGCAUCAACAUCAUCAUCUCUGCAACAACACCAGGUGCUGCACAAGAAAGACAAAAGCCAACUGGUGGAUCAACUCAUCCAAGAUCUGAAUGAAGUUAAUGACAUUCCAUUUUUUGAUAUAGACUUGCCUUAUGAGUUGGCAUUGAAGAUUUUUCAGUAUCUCAACUGCAUAGAGCUUAGUCGAUGUGCUCAGGUGAGCAGGGCCUGGAGAGUCCUUGCAGAGGAUGGAGUUCUUUGGUUCCGGUUGUGUACAAGAGCGGGCUUUCAUGGAGAUGCCAGUGUGUCAGACUCCCCCUGCUGGAAAAGCACACUACGGGACUGCAGGACGUCAGCCAAGACUGUGUGCUCCAACUGGAAGAAUCGCGUGGGAUCCAUCAGCCAGCUGCAGUUUGAACUUGGGAAGGUGCUGUGUGAUGUCAACUCUUGUGAAAACUUUGUCUUUGCAGGAUACACUUCUGGAGACAUAAGGCUGUGGGACACGCUCCACUGGGACUCAGGCACCUCCUAUCUGAAACCAAACAGUCUGUCUGCCAACACUGAGCCACGGCCGCAUGUUGGACUGGUGCAGGUUAAUAGAACUGUGGCUGCAGCUGCGUACCAAGAUGGCUGUGUGGAUGUGUGGAGCACAGAGACAGGAGGCCAGCCUAUCCACCACUACCAGGGCUCUGAGGGGAUCCGGACCUUGGCAUUGAGCCCCGAUGCCCCGAUCCUGGGCUCCUCCUCUGGGAUGGACAUACGCCUCGACCGGCCUGAUGACUGUGGCUACUGGAGGACAGUGUGCCGGGCUCACCUCUCAAAGACUGUGGAGAGCUUAGUCGUGUUGCCAGGUAAAGAGCAGCCUGGGCCAGUGGCGGUUGCUGCUGCUGGGGACAGUGUUUAUUUGCUGGAUCAGACAGAGGACCCUCAUGCUCUACACUGUGUCUAUGGUCAUCCGGUCACCUGCCUGGACGCAUCCCAGACCCAGGUGGCUUUUGGUGUGAGGCGCAGUGGCUGGGCUAUGCAUGAUGGAGGCAAUAAGAUCCACGUUUACAAUCUGGAGACGCGCAAAGCAGAAGUUUGCCUGGGCAGCUCGGUGGGAGAUUUCACCUGCAUCAACUUGAGAGACAGUCCACCUCACCUUGUUGUGUGCGGCAACAAAGACAGACGAGUGCGGGUGUUUGACCUGCGCGCCAGAGCCUCUGUGGUGUCGCUGUACGCACAUCACCUGGGUGUCACCGCGGUGCAGACGGACGAGUGGAAGAUCGUGAGCGGGGGAGGGGAGGGGCUGGUGUGUGUGUGGGACCUGAGGAUGGGGGCCAAGCUGUGGGAGAUGCACAACAGGCACCCUGUGAGGCACAUAUGUUUCCGUGGCAGCAGACUUGUAACGGCCAACAUCCCAGACGACAAGGCUCCGAGAGGCGCAUGCAUCACAGACGAUGACCUCACCGCUCACCGCAGACACCGAGGAGUGAUCUGCCACUACGACUUCUCAGAGGAGGCUUUGUCCCAGGACCACGUUCUGCCCAUCUGCCGCUCCGACUACAUGGAGUCCACAGGAUACAACUACAACAUCGGCCUGACCGUGCCGUACGACAGACUGAGCGGAUCGCAGCCACCACUUUGA